Solea senegalensis (Senegalese sole) is the source of this 4240-nucleotide messenger RNA. Its product is annotated as leucine-rich alpha-2-glycoprotein-like. NCBI's taxonomy places the organism in Eukaryota, Metazoa, Chordata, Actinopteri, Pleuronectiformes, Soleidae. The coding region runs from base 2987 to 3985 and encodes 332 amino acids. Gene Ontology annotation, molecular function: protein binding. The transcript is spliced from 2 exons. The record is from RefSeq and is a predicted model, not a curated record.
ACUCCUGACCUUUCCACUUCUGACCCCCCACCUUUCCUAACAUCUCUCAUGCUGGGAGACUUUAACCCUGGCUGAUGAAAGACUGACUGAAAGACUGAAAAAAAUAAAUAAUAAGCAAAUAAUGAGUCGACGUCGCUAACGGUGGACACAAACUGGCUGUCGUCAUGAGAACUGGGAAACUGAUUUUUUUUUUUGUCACUUUGUUACCAGGAGGAAAAAAUGGAACAUAAUCUCAUCACAAUGAAACAUAAAAAAAAACAUGAUAAAAAAAGAGAACACGUCUGUAUGAUUGGAAAAAAAAGAAGCCUUAUUUUAUAAUAAUUACGGCAAGUUAGUUGUUCUAUCGGAUGCAGUGAGUCACUUUGUGACGUGUGAUCAGGCGUGUGUGUGUGUGUGUGUGUGUGGACAUAUGUACAUAUUAACAGGUCUGUCUGUGUUUUAUACACAGAAACUGUGUAGCUCAUAGUAUAUUAUGAUUUAUGUUUUAUUUUUAUGGAUGAAAGAUUUUACAUCAUGCUGAUUUUUUUUUUUUUUUGAACAUAUCUAAUUACACGUGAUAGAUCCUAACAAGACAUGGCAAAAUAAUGUGAAUUAAACAGAAAUAAUUGUGUUGUUUAUUCUUAACGUCCAUGACAAAUUCAAAUAAAAUCUGUGACCCAUGGUAUGAUUAAUUCGUUUUUAUUUACGCUAAAAAAUCCAAUUAAAGGUAAUUUUGUAAUUUCAAAGUUUUGCAUUGUAUCUACAUUAUAUCUUGCUAUAUUCUUAUUUCAGGAGAUUUGGACUAUAUUUGGACAUAGUGUGUGUGUCUGUAUCUCAGUGUAGUGGGCAUGAGUGAAAUAAAUUUUUCAGAACAGCCUAAAGCUAACUGGCACUCAUCAUACAUAAUGCACGACGGUUCAUCAUGUUGCCCAUCUGUUUAAAAUCUGCUAAUCCAUUUUCUUCCAUCAGCGAGGAUGAAACCUACUGUACUGUAGUGACCACGGUGACCUCAGGUUUCACACUUCACGCCGUCUCCUGCCACGCCUCCUCGUCACUGUGCAUGCUAAGUGAUUCUUUUCUAUCCCUACGUAGUCUUUUAGAAUGUACAUUUCAUCCUGAAUUGUCAGGUAGUAAUAGAAAGUAUGUAAAAAAUGUUUGAAUUUUGAAUUUGUUACAGAGAUUUUUGAUUAUCAGGUGACACGACCAAUGAUGGAACCAUUGGAGUCAGUGAUGGGUUCAAAGACGGCUCAGGUCUGAGGAGAACUUAGACAAUGUCUAACAUGUGGACAGUGAGUGAGUGUCAUCGCAGAUUCUGGCGAGCAGCGUGCCAGGUCUGAGAUAGUGUAUUUGGCCCAAAUGCCUGGCAACUUGGGGGAACUUGGAAAGAUGGCUGAUGGCCGUUUAUAUUGAGGUCUUGUCAUAAGAAUAUGUGAAAAAUUAAACUUAAAGAUGGCAGACGGUUAGAAUUAACAUUAAUUAACAUUAAUACAUUAGUAAUAAUUUUAUAAUAUACAAAAUGUUUUGAUUUUGUGAUAUAUCGUCAUCCUUGCUCGUGCGAUACGAUACAUUAAAGUUUUUGUUUUCUUCAGUUAGACAGAUAUCGUGACGUAUCGCCGUAUGAUUGUCUCACAAUAUAUCGAUUUUGACAGAAUCGUCGUGUCGUGAUAUUAGUAUCGUGGACCAUGUAUCAUGUAUCGUAUCGUUUUGUCAGGUGUCAAAGAUGUAGUUCAUUAAUCCUUUUUUCCCACAUAUACGUAACUUAUCCUGAUUUUCACUGAACUUUUGUAUCGUGAUAUUAUUGGUAUCGUGGCUCAUGUAUCGUAUCGUGAGGUAACCCGUGAUUCCCACCCAUAUUACAAUGUGAGACUGUAACUAACUAACAAUAAUUUACUGUAAGACAUUUUCAUGCAGAACAUUUUGUUACCGUAUUUCUGAAAUAUAAUAAAUUAUAUAUAAGUGUAAUUUAGAUAAACACCGGGGUGAUACUCAGUAGAGGUGAUACCACUAAAUGUUCUCCUGACUCCUCUGUACGUCAGAUUCCCUGUAACUGGCCACUGAGUCAUUUUCUCCAUAAUAAUAAUAAUAAUAAUAAUGUUUCCAAGCCUUGUCACGGCAGCAAAGUGUCAAAGCGGGUCCAGCACUGUCAUGAAUAAGGUAUUUAUCAUGACAGAUCAAAUCUUUACAAUGUCAUUUCAGAGGUACAGUAAAUAUUGGACUAUAGCCCAUUUGCUUAUAAAUCAAACCCAGGGUGAGUUACUGUUAUUGAAUACACAACACUAACUUUUAACCAUACAAUGAAUCCGUUGUACUAUAGUAAUUAAAACUCAUUCAUCUUUCAUAUAUGGUAUUUUUUAAGAAUAGUUUGUGUUUAAAUGCACUUUGUCAUGGAGUUAUUUAACAUUUUUGAAUUAUUACUUCUUCCACCACUGCUUGAUGCAGCAUUUCCACUGCCUUUGUGUCCUGGAGCACUUUUUAUCAUGACAAGUCACAUUUUUUUGCAUUAAAAAAUGCAUAAAGUUACUUUUAAAACUGAUGAUAAUGCUUUUAUACUUCUUUUUCCCUCAGGAUCUCUUCUCACCUCCUCCCCAUGGAAGAAGAAUCCAAAGUACCAAAUGAUCAAAGUUAUUGAAGCAUGUGCACAUGUGUCCAAAUUAAAAAAAGAAAUCUGUCAUUUUUAAACGUGAAGUAUUUAAUCAUGAUUAAUCACGUUCCCCCUCUUGUACUGGAUGCUUGUUCUGGCCUGUCUGUUGUAAUCGUGUGUUCUUAAACAUUUGCAUAGUGACGAGUCGUGUUUACUUUAUAUGUAAUGAUUACAUUGUGGGGGAUUCUGGGCCCCAGAUGACUCAAAAAGUAUCUGCAAGUGAGCUUCUCUGAAUCUGGAAGGAGCUACAAAAACGGAGAGAGUAAGUUUUCUGAUGUCACUUACUGCACUCGUUUUAUUUGCUUUGCAGAUCUUGUCCACGUCAUAUUUGAACCCUCCGUGUUUCUUCUUCCCUGUUUCCUAGCAAUGAAAGCCUGGGCUGCUCUGUCUUUCCUCUGGUUGGCAUGUUUGUGCCCCGUGUCUCUGUCCUGCCCGGCUCUAUGCAAGUGCUACUCCAGAAGAGCUGAGGUGGUGUGCAACGAGGUUCCUCUGCCGGAGUUUCCCUCCGAGGGUCUCCCACUGAACACCACCAUGCUGACCAUCCAGUUCACAAACAUCACGUCCAUCGCUGAAAGGCAUCUCAACGCCACACCCCUGCUGCAGGGGCUCCACGUGUACAGCAACCACCUGCAGCACCUUUCCUCCGACCUCCUCAGGGGCGUCCGUCACCUCAACACCGUGGACCUCACGGGAAACAAAAUCUCUGACCUGCCUGCGGACGUCUUCAGCCACGCCCCGCUCCACAGCCUGGUGCUGAAGAAUAACCUGAUUGAGAAAGUGGACGCCGAGUGGCUGCCUGACAACAGCAGUCUCACGUGGCUGGACUUGUCUGGAAACCAUAUACGAAAGGCCCCCGCUGCUUUGCUCCAGAGGCUGCCACUCCUUGAGAAUCUUGACCUGUCCAACAACCACAUGGAGGCGAUCCCCGCCAACUCCUUCAAUCGGCUGAGCAAACUGGAGAGGCUGAACCUGCAGGACAACAAGCUGGACGCCCUGCAUGCGUCCGUGUUCCAGAGCACCCGCAACCUCACCUAUCUGUUCCUGUCCCGCAACAAGCUCAGCAAACUCCCGCAAAACCUUUUCCAGCAGCUGAGCGAGCUCAGAGCCCUGACGCUGGACGACAACCAGCUGAGUCACGUCCCGCCAGGUUCGCUGGACCGGCUGACCUCCCUGGACGACGAGGGACUGGACCUGACCUCCAACCCCUGGCUGUGCGACGGGAAGGUGGAGUAUCUGUGGAGGUGGCUUCAGAAGAACAGCAAGAAGGCUUUCCUGCCAGAGACCAUAACGUGUGCCAAACCUCAGGCCUUAUCAGGACGCUCGGUAAUGUCACUGACUGAAAGUGAACUCAAUCUUCAGUCCUAACAUCCUUAUUUGAUUGUUCCUUGAUAUGGUCAAUAAAAAAAAUGGUGAGUGAAGUACACAAGAAUGUGUCUUUUUUUUGUUAUUGUGAAAAGAUCACACUAUUCUACAUGUAAUACAUGUGAGUAUAACGUUAACUUAGCGUUGAGACGUUGACACAUUUCAUAAACUUUAUGAAUAUGAACCAGUGAAGUGUUUGAACAGUGAGUUGUCCAUCAGUGUGCGUACAAAAGUGAAAUAAAUUGAAUUUGGAAAUUG